AUGAACUACCUGACUUGUUGUCUACUUGCCUAUAUUAUCAUACAAUCAAUUCAUUCUAAUUAUUCAUUCUUAUCAUUUAAUAAACACACAUUAACUAUUUAUAAAUUAAUUUUUCAGGUAUUGUCAAUGAGUGAAGAACUUAGAAGAGCACUGUAUGCAAAUAGUGCAAUAUUAUUGGAUAUUGAUGUUAUUGUACCUGAUCUUGUUGGUACAACUGAAAUCCCAAGUAAUGAACAUAGAAAAAAUCUAUGUCGUCAUUUACCAGCAAGAGCUGAAGGAUAUUUAUGGACACUUGUAUUUAGUACAAGUCAACAUGGCUUCAGUCUGAAUAGCAUAUACAGAAAAAUAGCUAAAGUUGAAAGUCCAAUUCUUCUAGUCAUUGAAGACACUGAGGGAAAUGUUUUUGGUGUCAUUACAUCAUGCUCACUUCGUGUUAGUGAUUUAUUUUAUGGAACCGGUGAAUCUCUGUUGUUCAGGUUUACACCAAAAUUCCAAGCAUUUAAUUGGACUGGUGAUAAUCUUUAUUUUAUCAAAGGAAAUAAUGAGAGUUUGGCAAUUGGUGCUGGAGAUGGAAAAUUUGGUCUAUGGCUGAAUGGUGAUCUUUACCAAGGACGAACACAAACAUGCAGUACAUAUGGCAAUGAACCACUUGCACCACAUGAAGAUUUCGUUGUUAAAACACUUGAAUUUUGGGCGUUCAUAUAG
This is a messenger RNA of Aphidius gifuensis, 705 nucleotides long. RefSeq names its product TLD domain-containing protein 2-like. Gene Ontology annotation, biological process: response to oxidative stress. Gene Ontology annotation, cellular component: nucleus. NCBI's taxonomy places the organism in Eukaryota, Metazoa, Arthropoda, Insecta, Hymenoptera, Braconidae. The transcript has 3 exons. Bases 1 to 705 code for a protein of 234 amino acids. The record is from RefSeq and is a predicted model, not a curated record.